AUGAAUACAGUGCUGAGGAAGCCCUCAUUCUCCGAGGGCAAAACUCCGAACAAAGUCCCGGAACCCGGCUCCUCAUCUUAUCUUCGAGGCCCUCACAAUAGUGGGAAUAUGGAUCCCUUUUCGCCAGUCAACGAGAAUGGAAGCUUCGAAUUCGAUCGAGUCUUGAAAACGGGAAGAGUCUCUCGCCGAGUCAAGCACAAACAUGUCUUUCGCGCCUCAUGGAAACCCGCCUACCUCGUCCUCCGGCCGAACCUCCUUUCCGUAUACAAAGACGAGGAAACCACCCGCCUCCGAGUCUCCAUUCCCCUCUCUGAAGUGACUGCCGUCGCGCCUGUCAAGUCUCCGCGAUCAACUCGGCGUCAUGUAUUCGGUGUCUUUACCCCAUCUACGAACUACCGCUUCGAAGCCCUGACCGAACGAGAUGCCGAGGACUGGAUCGAUCGCAUUCGUGCCGUCACUCCGGGCGACGAGGACGAGCAAGCUUUCCUGGGUUGGACCAAAAAUCGCGAACCCUCCACCAAUACAAAUCAACUCGUUGACGAGACACCGGAUCACUCCGAUUUUGACCAUACUGGCCGCGCCAGCUCUCCCGAGCCACGCCAUGUCUUAUCCCCACGCAGCAAAAAUGCCCAGAGACUCCCUUACAUCCAGGAUUACUCGGGCAACGACAUGACUUCAUAUUCAGAGUUUUCCGAUGGACCUGCCCCAGCACGCAACAACCACCUACGAUCCAUGCGCUCCAUUCAUUCACUGUCCGUUUCAGCACCAGAGGACAAAUCAGCACCUCAGCCGUCAACAUCUCUACCCCGAGACACCAACAAACAAACAGACCUGGGCAUCUUGCGCGACCCAGAGCGGGUCGUCUGUCAGGGGUACCUGCAGGGGCUGCGCAUCCAAGGAACCGUGCGCCAGUGGAAACGACUCUGGGUUGUACUUCGACCCAAUAGUCUGGCCUUUUACAAGGAUGAAGCGGAGUACACUGCCAUCAAGAUCAUUCCCAUGUCUCAAGUAUUUGAUGCCGCAGAGGUGGACCCUUUGUCAAAAUCAAAGAAGUUCUGCAUGCAGAUCAUCGCCGAAGAAAAGACCUAUCGACUUUGCGCUCCAGAGGAAGAGUCCCUCGCGCGCUGGCUGGGCUCUUUAAAAAGCAUUCUCGCUGCGCGUAGGAGAUUGGAUCCCGCUCCGGGCACUACUGCAUAG
This is a messenger RNA of Penicillium digitatum Pd1, 1197 nucleotides long. RefSeq names its product PH domain-containing protein. The record is from RefSeq and is a predicted model, not a curated record. NCBI's taxonomy places the organism in Eukaryota, Fungi, Ascomycota, Eurotiomycetes, Eurotiales, Aspergillaceae.